AUGGUGUCGACCGCUGUCAGCCCUCUACCGCCGCAUCGCGAGCCUCCGAGACCACCUCCACCCGCGGUUGCAGAAGCCGAGCAACAAUGGAUAUUCACAGAAGAAGAGCUGUUGCAAGCGCCGUCAAUAGCUGACGGUAUGCCGGCUGAAGAAGAGCGGACAUUGCGGCGGAAGGGCGUGAGCUUUAUUCUACAAGUGGGCAUGAUGCUGAAACUACCACAAACGACACUCAGUACUGCCGCCGUGUUCUUCAACAGGUACCUGAUGAGGAUGAGUUUGAAACCACGGCAGGGGUAUAAGCCAUUACACCACUAUCAAAUCGCUGCGACUGCGCUAUUCCUUGCAACAAAAGUCGAAGAGAACUGCCGCAAGAUGAAGGAGCUCGUCGUAUCAUGCGUCCGCGUCGCACUCAAGGACCCCAACAAGCUCGUCGACGAGCAAACAAAGGACUUUUGGAAAUGGCGGGAUACGAUCCUGUACAGCGAAGACGUCCUUCUGGAAAGCCUGUGCUUCGAUCUCAACGUGGAGUCGCCAUUCAAAACAAUGUACGACAUGAUGAAGUAUUACGCCGUGGAGCACAAUAAGAAGCUGCGAAACUCCGCCUGGGCUUUCUUGUCCGACUCUACGUCUACACAAAUGUGCCUGCUGUUCACAUCAAGGACGAUUGCGGCGGCGUCUCUGUACGCCGGCGCACGGAUGGCGGAAGUUAGCCUAGGAGAGGAUGAUGGGCAACCGUGGUGGGAGGUUCAGCACGUCACGCUACGCGAUAUUAGGAGAGCGUGUAAUCUCAUGGCGGAUCUGUACGAGAAGUCGCCAGACAAGGACGGAGAGCCCUCCAUGUAUGCCGGCCUACGGACGCCCGAGGACGGUAUCGAUUUCGGACAUACUCCGAGCAUGGAAGGCAUGCCAAGUACGGUCCCAGAGCAGACGCAAAGUCAAAGCCAAAGCCAACCCCUGGCUAACGGCACUGGAACUGGCGGUGCGACAGAAAGGGGAAGCGAAGAGGGCGAAUUAGAUGGCUAG
Molecule: messenger RNA, 1023 nt
Organism: Cucurbitaria berberidis CBS 394.84
Lineage: Eukaryota; Fungi; Ascomycota; Dothideomycetes; Pleosporales; Cucurbitariaceae
Product: cyclin-like protein
Exons: 2
Coding region: 1-1023 (340 amino acids)
Biological process (GO): regulation of transcription by RNA polymerase II; positive regulation of DNA-templated transcription, elongation
Cellular component (GO): cyclin/CDK positive transcription elongation factor complex; nucleus
Molecular function (GO): cyclin-dependent protein serine/threonine kinase activator activity
Source: RefSeq, a predicted model, not a curated record